AUGACCGACAACACCAAUCCCGGCAAUUUUGCCAACCGCCCCAGAGAAGAGGUUUCUGAAAUCGGAAAGAAAGGCGGGCAGGCUAGUCAUGGAGGAUCAAGCGGAGACACAAGCAACCGCGGGUUUGCCAGCAUGGACCCUGAUAAACAACGCGAAAUUGCCUCGAAGGGAGGUCAUGCUUCGAGCGGGUCAUUUGAGCCAGGAAGCGAACGCGCAAAAGAGGCAGGCCACAAAGGUGGGCUUGCCAGCGGUGGUGGAAGCUCCUAA
Messenger RNA from Uncinocarpus reesii 1704, 267 nucleotides. Its product is annotated as conidiation-specific protein 10. The coding region runs from base 1 to 267 and encodes 88 amino acids. The record is from RefSeq and is a predicted model, not a curated record. Lineage: Eukaryota; Fungi; Ascomycota; Eurotiomycetes; Onygenales; Onygenaceae. The transcript has 2 exons.